AUGGCAGCGUCGCGGGGUCGUGCCAGACGUGAACCGUGCCGAAGGGUCCCCCAGCCCAUACACCUGUUACACACCCCACAAGAAUCCACACGACCUCCGCAUAGCUUGGCUCAACAGGUGACGGAGGAGUCGCCUCAUAGCUUGUGCUUCACCAGCGUGGCCGAAGAGAGUCAGAUGGUGAGUUUCAACUUCCACGUGGAUGAGCACGGCGAUGGCACGGGGGAGCUGGUUGGCAAGCUGCAUGCAAAAGCCAACGACAUUCUGGACCAACAGCGGUAUGCAAUUACUCGCGAGGCGGUCCAUCGGGAGACGGCGGAGUCGACCAACGCCCGAGUGAUGUGGUGGACCUUUGCGGAGGUGGACGCUUGGCCGCGAGGUGGGUUCUGA
Molecule: messenger RNA, 387 nt
Organism: Durusdinium trenchii
Lineage: Eukaryota; Dinophyceae; Suessiales; Symbiodiniaceae
Source: the annotation of a GenBank genome assembly